Tarenaya hassleriana is the source of this 877-nucleotide messenger RNA. RefSeq names its product glycolipid transfer protein 2. The transcript has 6 exons. Gene Ontology annotation, cellular component: cytoplasm; cytosol; membrane. NCBI's taxonomy places the organism in Eukaryota, Viridiplantae, Streptophyta, Magnoliopsida, Brassicales, Cleomaceae. Gene Ontology annotation, molecular function: ceramide 1-phosphate binding; ceramide 1-phosphate transfer activity. Gene Ontology annotation, biological process: ceramide transport; intermembrane lipid transfer. The coding region runs from base 67 to 747 and encodes 226 amino acids. The record is from RefSeq and is a predicted model, not a curated record.
AGACACUCAAACAAUAGACUUAGUUGAAAGAAGAAGAAGAAGAGACAGAACCGCAGGGGGGCGAGCAUGAAGAGGAAGAGAUGCGAAAUGAUGGAGAAGAAGAAGAAGAAGAAGACAGAGAUAAGAUCCGCCAUUGAAGAGCUCUCUGUUCUCAUCAUAACCAAAUCUCCGGAUGAUUCGGAAGCCAUCAACAUACCCUUAAAACCUCUUCUCUCUUUCUGCAACUUGAUCAUACAAGUUCUUGAUAAGAUUGGACCGACAAUGGCUGUUCUCCGACAAGAUAUCGAUCAAAAUAUCCAGAAAUUAGAGAAGCUAUGUGAAUCUAAUCCUCAUUGUGUUCAUGCCAAUUUGGUCGAGAUUCUGAAAAAGGAAGGAGAAGAAGGGGUUUCCAAGAUGAGUAAUAGCUGCAGUAGAGCAGUUCUUUGGCUCACUAGAACAAUGGAUUUUACGACGGCGUUAUUGCAAAGACUGUCGGAAGAUGUGUCACGGAACAUAGAAGAAGCCGUAGAAGAAUGCUACAUCGCGACUUUGAAGCCAUGGCAUGGAUGGAUCUCUUCCGCUGCUUUCAAAGUGGCGUUGAGGCUCGUACCGGAUAACAAAACGCUAAUGAGCGCGAUUGCAGAGGACGAGAGCCUUGAAGAGCUCAAAGAAGACAUGGAAACCCUAGUUUCGUUACUCGAACCAAUCCUAAGAGACAUCCAUUCGGUUCUGGAGCGAUACGAGUUGAACAGGAUAAGAUCAACAUGAGAGACUGAUAGGAAGAAAAGAUUUGACACGUCAUAAAAUUAUAUAAUUAUAUAGUUUUAAUUGUAUAGUUUCUUUUUUCUUUUUUCUUAUUCUAAUUUAAUUGUAUCUUCUUUUUCAUGUGAUUUUGUGU